Rubroshorea leprosula is the source of this 905-nucleotide messenger RNA. NCBI's taxonomy places the organism in Eukaryota, Viridiplantae, Streptophyta, Magnoliopsida, Malvales, Dipterocarpaceae. The record is from the annotation of a GenBank genome assembly.
CUCCAUUAAGAUUUAGGAUAAUUACCCCUAAAUCCCUUCAUCUUCAUCACUUCACCGCUCUCGGUUUCCCUCUUUUCUACUUUUUUGCUCCAUUCAAGCUCCCUUUAUCCUUAUCUACUCCUUCUCUUUGAAGUAGAUUUAUCUUGCUUUGCUUUCCCUUCAACCUGGCUUACUCUUUCAUCAUUGUUCCUUUUUUAGGCAAUAGAUUUCUUCCAUUUUUGCUCCAUUUAAGCUUCCUCUCUCCAUGUUUCUUUGUUCUUUGCUCCUUUUGGAAACAGAUCAUCAAUAAGAGUUUCUAAAUCAAACAAAGGGAAGUUCACACCUAAAAUUAGAAGCAUGGGUAGCAAGUUCAACGCCGAUCUAGUGCCGAUCCGGUGAGACCCAAUGCAAAAGUUCAGAUUUUGUAAGCUCACGCGUUUAUCCGAUUUCAAACGAUUUUACGAGUUCAAUGCGAGUCCACCACACGAGUUCACGAAAUCCUGAUUUUAUGGACAAUCUAACUCAUUUUCCAUCCCUAAGAAUGUAAAAUCAUGCAAUUUUAGGAGAUAACUCACGAUUUUGACAACAAUGCUCGUGAACAAUGCCAUCUAUCUUCUGGGGUGUGUUUUGGAUGUGGCCAACAAGGUCACCACAUUUCUCAAUGCCCUCAAUCGAAUCCAAAAGAUGUUAAGGUAGCACCACAGCAAGUACAAGGUCAGACACCUACUAUUCAGAAUCAAAAUACCAGAGGGAGGACUAGACAACAAGCGCGUGUACAUGCCAUGACCCAUCAAGAGCUGUUGCUUCAACUGUCAUCACAGGUAGUAUGUUUACCUAGGAAAAAAAAAUCCUACUUAUUUUAUUAUUUUCUUGUUAACCUCGCUUGCAUGAUUAUCCUAUCUACAUAGGUACCCUGCUUGUUAACU